GAGAUUAUAGUUGGUCAUGGCAUACGGCUCAAAAGCAUUGCUUUUUCGAAACAGAAAAAUACUCAGAACAAAACAUACUCCGGAGUAAAGGAGUGCGUAUUUCAUUCAGGAUGAGCAAGCGCAUGUAUGAUGUGUGCGACCCAAGUGACAAGGUGCUGCAUGCCAUGAAAUUAGCGCAGAACGGGCCGAAGAGGCGGGUGCGAUGCCUGGAGGAUCUGGACGACUGGGUUCGCUCGCAGGCCUACAAUGACACGAUCGCCUACAUCAGCAACACCAGCAUGGCCAUACAGGGAAUCAGAUUGAACAGCGAUUACCCUGUGUCGGAGCAGAUGCGGAGGCUGUGCGAAAUUUUCGAGGGCUUGGAGAUACUCCUAUCCGAAAAUACACCGAAUUUGGACAGCUCCGAUACAUGGCUGACGUCCCAGCAGGCCACUGCCAGGGCCUACCGCACCUGGAUGCGCCAGAUGCAGCAGUUCGUGUUCUCAAUUCUGGACCAGGCAGUACAGCCGGAGUGCAAGCACAUCAACGAACUGGGACAGUACUUGCGGCGCUCCUUUGGCUGCUCGAGCAGCCUUGAGUAUGGCCCCGGCAACGAGCUCAUGUUCCUGUUUUUCCUUUGCGGCCUGUUCAGGGCCGGCAUCCUACUCGCUGGGGACACGGUAGCCGCGGCCUUGCUCCUCUUUCACCGCUACAUCCGGCUGGUGCGCCACCUGAUCCUGACCUACUCGCUAUCGCUAACAAAGGACCCAAGUCGCUCGAUGGACGACUACUACGUGAUGCCCUAUAUUUGGGGAGCAGCCCAGCUUUCGCUGGACGCGCCGUUCUCACCGAUGCAGAGCGAGCUGCCGCUGACAAUGGAGACUCAUCGGCAGGACUACAUGUUGCUGGAGGUCAUCGACCACCUGCAGAAGACGCGAGGGCUCCAGCUCAACCACAUCGCCUUUCAGCUGUGGUGCAUUCUGUCGGCACCAACUUGGCCGCAGGUCUAUGGGGGAAUCGAGCGCGCGUACGUGUCAAACGUGCUCUCCACAUUCGAAACCGUUGAGAACGCGAUAUUCUGUGAACUUAUGUCCUUCGAUAGUGUGCCGUCACUUGCCAUGGAGCAGCGUGCGUAUCUGGGGAGGCGAUACUCUGAAGAUCGUAAGAGUUCGUUGCCCAACCAAGGAGAGAAGGCAGAAGAGAAUUCCGAGCAAAUGCCAGAGAGCGGCAAGAAAAAAGUGUUGCCCCUGCCUGUCCACAAAUGUUUGAGCAUGCAGCCCAGCUUGUUCGUUGGCUUCCCCGAAAGGAAGUCCAGUGGUGCGGACAGCGAAGAUGACGAGCACGAUCCUCUAUGGAUAGUCCGGCGCGUCAAAUCCGUGGAACAGGACUCAGAUACGAGUACAGCCAUGUACUUUACGGAUGCGGUGAUUAUCAAGGAUGCUCUGCCGGCAUCAUCGUCCUCUGAAUCAUCGUCCAGCUAAAGCCAUUUGUCGCUAAAGGGAAGAAAAGGCUUUAAAUUAUAUUUUGGUUAUUUUUGUUAAAAUAAAUUCAGUUUUUUGGUA
Molecule: messenger RNA, 1541 nt
Organism: Drosophila obscura
Lineage: Eukaryota; Metazoa; Arthropoda; Insecta; Diptera; Drosophilidae
Product: serine/threonine-protein phosphatase 2A activator
Exons: 1
Coding region: 111-1460 (449 amino acids)
Biological process (GO): mitotic spindle organization
Cellular component (GO): nucleus; protein phosphatase type 2A complex; cytoplasm
Molecular function (GO): protein tyrosine phosphatase activator activity; peptidyl-prolyl cis-trans isomerase activity
Source: RefSeq, a predicted model, not a curated record